CUAAUCUUCACAUGAUGCUGUUCGUUAAUAUCACUAAUUAACAAAUGAAUAAUUUACUCCGAAAUGCUUAUCACUUAGGCUUCAGUACCUAUAUAAAUUCUGAAAGGAAUGUUAUAAUCAUAUCAUUCACUAUCUUGGUAGAUUGUUCGAGUCACCCUUUAUAAGGUUUCAACAUGAAAGUUUUGUUUAUCUUCGCCUUCAUCGUAAUUCUUGCUACAAGCGCCAAAACUGUAUUUGGUGACUGCUUAUCAGGUCGAUUUGGAGGCCCAUGUGCUGUAUGGGAUAACGAAACUUGCCGUAGAGUAUGUCAAGAAGAAGGGAGACCCAGUGGUCACUGCAGUCCUAGUUUGAAAUGUUGGUGCGAGGGUUGUUAAUAAUCUAGAUCAACGGGAAUCUUCUCGUUUAUUAUAAACAAGACUUAUAUAUAAAUAAAGUUACUUGUAAAAA
Molecule: messenger RNA, 447 nt
Organism: Diabrotica virgifera virgifera (western corn rootworm)
Lineage: Eukaryota; Metazoa; Arthropoda; Insecta; Coleoptera; Chrysomelidae
Product: drosomycin-like
Exons: 2
Coding region: 174-374 (66 amino acids)
Biological process (GO): defense response
Source: RefSeq, a predicted model, not a curated record